Molecule: messenger RNA, 813 nt
Organism: Colletotrichum lupini
Lineage: Eukaryota; Fungi; Ascomycota; Sordariomycetes; Glomerellales; Glomerellaceae
Exons: 8
Coding region: 1-813 (270 amino acids)
Source: RefSeq, a predicted model, not a curated record
AUGAGGAAAUCACAUUUUGCCAAGUCUAGGAUCUGGGGCCAACUUGCCGGCUUGUUCCACGAGUCUGCUCUGCGCGAAGGGACUGAAAAGCGUCAUCAAGCCAAACACAAAAUACUUCAAGACGCCAGGCUAUCCCAGACCGGUUCCGGAGUCCGCAUGUUCCGCGACUCGAGGUGCAUCAUAAGCCCGAGCCGUUCAUCCCAGGUCCCAGGCUUGGCGACCCACGAUUUUCACAUUCAGAAAUGGAUGUACCGUAUGCAAGAGCCCAACUUCACCCAGGCCAACUACGCCUCGACACUUGGAUCAGCUCCCCAUCUUACUAUGAUUGAAGUGUAUGCUUCCGCACCAAAUAUCCAGUCUCCUAGGAUCUCGGACUUUGUGUCGAUAGCACCGCCUGCCACAUCCAGAACUCUAUCGUCUGAUCCUUGGGAUGCGCACAUCGAGCUCGCUACCGGCUAUGGGGAUAGCCAAGAACCAAGUCUAUGUGGCUCUAUGCUACCUACCUGUUUUGGUCACAAGGUCGCGCGUGCCAAGCAUGUCAGCAACGGCCAUAGCGGACACAUACCCGACAACGAGGAAGGAUCUGAUAAGAUGGGCCGGCGGGACUCCCGCGCGCUUGAGAGAAUUCUCGACAACAGCGGGGCGACUACAAGGCACUGCAGAAAAGAGGCUCGGAACCUCACUUUGACAGUCUCCGAAGCAUAUGGCUCGCUAAUGGAUCAUGGCCUCCGCAAUUCCGUCAACUCGACUCUGUAUCCUGUUCAGUUGGUGGUCCAACAGCACCGCCGCACGACUUGGCAGCUUGGCGAAUGA